AACAAACAUGGCUGCCCUCGUUGCCCGUGUUUUCAAGGGAAAAGCAUUUCAAACAGUUUUAAGGCGUAAUUUCUUAAUUAUUUUAAGAAAUUUAUCUUCCUCUCAGCUUUAUGUAGAAAAUUUUGGUGAUCCUUCGCUAACACUGAAGAAGAAAAUGUACGAAUUACCUUCAUCUCUUGGUCCGAAAGAAGUCAUUGUGCAAAUGAUAAUGGCACCAAUAAAUCCUUCCGAUGUAAAUAUGAUGGAGGGCACUUACUUUGUUCAGCCCCCACUUCCAGCCGUAAUGGGGAAUGAGGGAGUUGGCAAAGUUGCUAAAGUAGGAGAUGAAGUUAGAGGUCUUAAUGUUGGAGACAUAAUUAUUCCUUCUGACACAGCAUGGGGCACUUGGCAAACUUUCAAAAUAACUUCAGAGGAGGAUGUGAUAAAAUUACCAGCAGAUAUUUCACUGUUAUCGGCAGCUACGAUAUCGGUAAAUCCCUGUACAGCUUAUCGUAUGUUGAAAGACUAUGUGGAUCUGAAGCCAGGAGAUGUUAUUUUGCAAAAUGGUGCCAACAGUGGUGUUGGGGUGAGUGUGAUACAACUUGCCAGAGAAUGGAAUAUAAGAACUAUAAACAUUGUUAGAGACAGGCCAGAUUUUGAAAAGCUUAAACUUAAACAUUCAUUAACAAAACUUGGUGCUGAUAUUGUUGUUACUGAAGAAUUUGUUCGCACACCUCAAAUGAAAGAUCUGCUCAAGACUUAUACGAGCAAACCAAAGUUGGCAUUCAACUGUGUAGGAGGCCAGUCAGCAACUGAACUGAUACGUCAUUUGGGUCAAAGGGGGGUAAUGGUCACAUAUGGCGGUAUGUCAAAGCGUCCAGUAAUGGCUCCUACAGGGGCUCUUAUUUUCAAAGAAGUUGUUUUAUGUGGAUACUGGAACACAAGCUGGAACAGGCGUCAUAAAAAUGAUAUUAACCGACUAACAAUGCUAUCUGAUCUCUGCAAUCUUAUAAAAAGCUCAAAAUUUGAACCACCACCUUGUGAAUUUUACUCACUUGAUGAUUACAAAAGUGCCAUUGAAAAGGCUACAGAAGGCUUCAAGGGUGGAAAAGUUGUAUUCAAAAUGGAAUAAAAUCAUAGGUGAUAUUAAUGUAAUUUUGAUAAUUUGUGUUAGGCAUAGGACAUAAGGUUAUUUAUUCUCAUUUAUGUGUCAUCAUUUUCUAAGUAAUUAUUAAUAUUUUAUUUAUAUGUAAUUCUUUAACAAGAAGAAAAUAUGAGAGACUGUCUUCUUACUUUAUCAGCCAACCAUUAAAAUUUCUAAAAAUAUAUUUUAUAGUUUUUGGGUUUUUUGCGUGUAAUUUAUUCUUUCGUGUAGUUGAAAAAUAAUCUUCCGCCAUAAACAAUAAUAACACAUUUUACUUGAUAUUUUCUAAUCAUUUUGAUUAAAAUUGCGUUUUGAUGAAAAGAUGUGUAAUUAAUUUUAGGGCCCUACUGAAACCAUUUGUCCCUGUCCAAAUGUCCCCAUACACGGAGGCAAUGAUACAUAAACAUAAGCCAUGAAAUAUGGGAUGAUAUUGGUUCUAACACUAAUGUAAUUCUUAUCCAGAUUCACUACAUCUUAAACCACAAACUGUUGUCGGCCGAUAUUCUCUUCCCAUACUGUCGGCCGAUAAAAAAUUGCGUUGAAAAAACAAGUUCCAGUCCAAUAUUUUACGCUAAAUAAAACUACUUCCUUUUAUUCAUAAAUAAACUUUUUUUUGCUCAUCUGUGUCCUUUUUUUUAAAUUUUAGAGUUAUUUUUACAACGAUUUUUAUCAAUCAAAUUUGUGUAAGUAGAUUUUUGCAAAAUGGAUGAAGCUAUAGCUGGACCAUCUGGCUUACAAAGUAAAUCAGUUAGGAAUCUUUUUGAUCACUUUUUAGUUAAUGGCUUAAGUGAUUCGGAAGAUGAUUUUCCAAUCACACACGAAGACAAUGAUAAUUCCGAUUAUAUUUCUAGAGGUUCAGAAAGCAAAAGUUCGGACUCUGGCGAUUUAGACCUAGGCCUAGAACGAGUAGGCGUUGCCCCAACAAUAGGACUCGUUCAAAACUAUGUUGCAGAUGACUGUGCACCAACAAAAAAUAAUUGGAUGUUGUUCUAUAUAUGUUUUCUUAUAUGUCAUUUUAUGGAUUAAAUAUUUAUAUUGCAGCUUUCUAAUUUUAUCUGUUUCUUGCUAUUUAGUAAUGUUUAUGUCAUGCUUUGUUACUGGAAGUAAUUAUAGGUGUCAGAAGAAUUUUAAAAAAAUAAAUCUAUCAAAUAAAACAUAUAAAAAUAAUACAUUUUCUGAAAGAUAAAUAAAAAUGCAAUCAUAGUAUAUAAACAUUAUAAAUAUGCCUUUAAAAAUUGUAGUUUGAGGUACUGGAUACCGGGUACUGGAAAAGAAAAUUUUUCCUGAUUUUCUUUAUUCUUGGCCACUCCAAGGUCAAGGUCACAGAGUAUAAAUAUCAUUGAAAAAUAGUCAAUAUGACUCCCCACUCAGUCUAAUUUCAAUAAAUAUAUACUUUAUGGGGUCUGGUCAAGCGAUAGUUUUUGCAUGUGAAAAAAUCACAUUUUUCAAACGCACCCAAAAAGCUCUAAAUUGCCUGCACAGUACAGAAUAAUUAAUACAAUGGACAGUUUGUGGGUUAAGAAGAUGCAAUUAAACUAAGAAGUGAAAAAGUAGACAUAAAAUAUUGCAGUGGGUGAGUGGCUACUAUGAUGGAUCAUCACACAAUGGUUUUCUGUUCCUAGAACUAGAAAAAGAAGGGAAAAAUGUAACUCAGUACUUUAUGCAAGCAUCCUUGGGUAAGUGUCCCUAAAUAAAAGAAUAAAUCCAGUGAUAUUGAUAUAUAUUUUUCAUUACAUAUACAAUAAUGUUAAAAUUUGUAUUUGCUAUCACUUUUUUUUCUGACAAAAAAAACUGUGUGUGGAAGUUUGCUAACACUACUAACAGAAUGUGCUAGUGAAUUUCAAACUUAAUACUGACCAGUGUUUGGCCUAUAACAAAAUUUGCUCUACAAGGCCAAUUAAGGAGGUUUUUGAGUGACUUGGUCCAAAAUUAAGCCUUGUUAACCUACAAAAGGAACUUGACUUUGUAUCUAUCUUUGGGGACUAUCAAUCACAAAUAUUCUUGAAUAAGACCUGAAAGAGUCAUAAAUAUUUUACUGAGGUAAUAAUCUCGAGAGAUAUUUAUUGUUUUUUUUUUAAAGAAAAUAUGUUUUAAAAUGUAUUUCAUUGUAUGCAGUAUAGACAAUUAUUUUUCUGAUACUCUUGACUUGAUUAGCUGAUAUUUUUCAGGAUGCUUAAAGUGACCAUUCAAACUGUUUUUACCAGUUUUGGUUUUUAGACAUUUUUUCUGGUUAAUCAUGAUUUGUAACCCAUAGUCUAUAGUGCUGAACAAAAUAAUUUUUAUUUUUUUUUCUUUAACCAAAGAGCAUGUACAUCUAGGCAUAAAUAAAUAAAUGAAGUAAAAAAAAACAUAUAUAAUUCAUCCAAAUUAGAAUAAUUUUAAAAAAAACAAAGGAAUUCUGCCU
Messenger RNA from Lymnaea stagnalis (great pond snail), 3527 nucleotides. The record is from the annotation of a GenBank genome assembly. Lineage: Eukaryota; Metazoa; Mollusca; Gastropoda; Lymnaeidae.